AUGCCUACAGCGACAGAAUUCUUCGGCUUCAGCGCCAGCAACUUGGGGCCUCUAACAAAAACAUUCACAGCACCCCCAUCAUGCACAGCAACUGCCAAUACCGACCACAUACUCUUUGUCAAUGCGACGUCUCCUUACCUAAAUUUUGUCAUGUCCUCUUCCUGCGAAGCCAAACCUUUCGGUGAUUGCUAUCCCAGUGGAAGCAAUUAUGACGCGUACGGGAAGCAGACGUCGUCGGUUAUUUCUGGUCAGGGAGUCUAUCACUAUUUCUCCCCAGGACUUGCUUGUCCUGAUGGUUGGAAAACUGUCGCCACGUUGAAGCAUGGGAGCAAGAGUGGUGAAAUCGACGUCUCGGGCGCCAUAACAGUCUCGCCGACGGAGGCAAUUGCUGAGCUUUAUGCCAAUACUAUUGCAGUGCCACUUCAACCUACAGAUUUUUGGAAGAAUGUUAUUGAUAAAUCUGAAACUCUUGCUAUGUGCUGUCCAAACGGCUACGCUGGCGACAUUUACGGCUUCUGUAAAUCCACGCUCGGUCCACUAAAGCCUACCAUGAGCAAUCAACCAAACCCAAAUGUCUGUCAGGUCUUUUAUGAUGGUCGCGACCACGUAGUCACGGUUACGAGUUUGGACGGUGUGGCUGAGACGAACGGCUUGAUGUCGAGGAUACCUAUAACCGACAGUGACGAUGUCAGGACGACGAGAGUGAUUGCUGGCGAGUGGGGGGAGGAGCAAUUGAAAGAUCUUGCAUAUGCGACUUGGGUACCUGCUGUGACUCUGAUUCAUCAAGAAACGGCGACGGGAAGUGCGGAUAAGGGUGAGAAGGGUGAUGAUGAUAAAGAGAAAGAUGAUAAGAAUGCUGCUUCUAGAGUUGGCGGUGUUGUUAGUGUACUUGGAGUGACUCUUGGGCUGCUUCUCGGUGCUGAAGCAGACAUGUUUUCUCAAACACGCGCCACCGGAUGUGGCCUCAAAGCGAUGUUUCUGUGUAAAUACGUUCCUGGACGGGUGCAGCGCCUACGGGUUGGGAACCCGUUCCGAACUAGGCCUUCCAGAGGCUACGACAGUGUGAGAACCAAGGUCGAAGCCGUUUUGAUGAAAGACGGUGGAAUGACGAAUUAUCACGAGGCGGUUGUGUAUCGAGAUGAUGCGAUUGUUCCUGUUGGUGUCAUCACGUAUACCAAGUAA
Fusarium pseudograminearum CS3096 is the source of this 1182-nucleotide messenger RNA. RefSeq lists its product as uncharacterized. The transcript has 4 exons. NCBI's taxonomy places the organism in Eukaryota, Fungi, Ascomycota, Sordariomycetes, Hypocreales, Nectriaceae. The record is from RefSeq and is a predicted model, not a curated record. The coding region runs from base 1 to 1182 and encodes 393 amino acids.